Linum trigynum is the source of this 5081-nucleotide messenger RNA. Lineage: Eukaryota; Viridiplantae; Streptophyta; Magnoliopsida; Malpighiales; Linaceae. The record is from the annotation of a GenBank genome assembly.
CUCAUUCUCGCAACUUAGGCGUGGUGCGUCCAUCCAUUCUGUAGUACGGUCGUUCUUGCACCUCAAUGAUGCAUAAUCAAACCCUUCCAGCUCACAAUCGAGAGCUGAUACGCUCAAAGCCUCACUGUCAAUACCCCACCGUCUCUAAUGUCACCAUCACUCCUACUGUGCGACCGUCCGUCUACUCAAUCACUAUCCUCCACCAAAUUCUCUACUCUCUAAGGUUCGACCCAAUGAUUCACAUCCUCUGCUUCUUCUUGCCCUGAAAUUUUUGGGGAUUCACAGGUAACUAAAUUUUGUAAGGUAUGCUUUAAAUAUUGCAAAGAUUGUUAGGGAUUCGAGUCGAUGUUAGUAAAAUCUAGGCAUGCCAACUCAUGUUUAAUUCAACCUCGGGUAAUUUACAGCACAAUAGUUCACUUUGGUGAUUGAGUUUUACAUCAUCACCCUGUCGCUAUUGCCUCGAUUCAUAUGUUUCUCUUUCGGAUCCACGAUUAACUGGAGGUGCACAGACCGAGUGAUUUGCACGUCCAAUCUUCAUCUCCGAAAUAAUGGAAACUGCAUUGAGGCUCUUCAAAUCUAACACAGAUGCGGGAGUCUUUGCGAGAGCUGGAAUUGGUCUUCGAGGCGCGGUCCCGUCCAAAAUUGCAAAUAUAUCUUUGGUUUAUUGCUAAGGGAAUUGGGGGGGAAUCAGAUAUCUAAAUUGCUUAACUUAAAAUUACAUCAAUGAAGCUUUGGCUCGCGGUUAGAACUUAUAACCUUUGAUUGUGGAGAGAGAUUAUGAAAUCCUAAUCUCGAAAUUGAAGAAGCAGAUAAACGAGUAUGUUUGUUGCAAGCAACUUGCAGCGGUGGUCGACUCCAAGAACAGAGUAAUAGGUCAUUUUGCUAAGAAGCGGAUGGUGAUGCAGGCCUCUUCAUCAAGUCUCUUUAACAAACUGGCCGAUUGGUUUGCCCACAUAUAUACUCCUUGAGUAGUACCAUAUUUUGUUAUGAUAUGUCUGCAAUGGACCUGCUUGAAAGUUUAGCUAACGUUGUAUUUUGUCUCUUGCUAUUAAUUUUUGCCUCUAUUGAUCUUUACUUAUGUUUCAUUGUAUGUGUGUUAUCUGAAUCUUUUAUAUUAUUCCUUAGCUCUCAUAUUAGCUACUGAAUGAAUAAUUUAAUUUGUAGAGAAAUCUGUAGAAGUAGCAUUCUUCCUCCUAGCAAAACUGACAUGAAAUUUGAUGCCUCUGUUGAUAAAAGCAAGAACCGGAAUUCAUUAGAGAUUGAUUGAGAUGAAAGUAGAUUUGCCAUUGGAUUUGAAUAUCUUUGAAGAUUAUCUUUGUAUGAGGGUUAUUUUCUCCUGAUGGGCCAAUUAGCUACACAAAAAGGUUUUAUUUAUCUAUAUAUUUUAAUUGUCUGCAACAAUCUAUGUGACACUAAUAAUCAUCUUUAAUAUUGAUCUCGCUUGAUUUGAAUGUUGGAAUGCUUGUUUUGAAUGGUUUCAGGAACUAUAUUUUUCUACGAACUAAUUUGCUAAUUGAAUGAUUAGUGCAAAAGAAGUGUAGUAUGAACUUUGUGAGCAAACAUAUUGAUCCAGUUCUUGAAUGAUGAUAUUGUUUUAUCUUCGGGUAUGAGAUAUAUGAUAUUCUUGUCUUUUUGUUUUGUUUUGGAAUAGGUUGUAGUAUUUCCCUCCAAAAGGUAUCCCUAUGUAAUGUUCGACCACUAGGAGCACCCUUGCUAACAAUAGGUAGAGUAGAAUUUUUACUCUUAAGUGUAACUGAACUAUUACCAAGCAAAGUCUUUAACAAACAAUUUGCAGUAAUAGUUGCUUUUGAAAAGAAUUAGCAGAAUCGGGUUUUUAAGAAUUGCAUUGCUCUUUUAAUUUCUUUGUUCCUUCUACUUCAAAAUCACCUUUAAAGUCUGAUGUUUUCUUUAUAAUGUCAUGUGUAGUUGAGCUAAUUGCCUUUAUGAAAUUGUUGUUUUUAUCAAACUGUUGUAUAGUUGUUUAGUUUUUUCGGUUGAAAUUGAAUUGCAUAGGUCAAAAUUUUGGUUCAACUGAACCUUAGUUGCAUAUUAUAUUUUUUUAUAAAACCUGUCAAAUUACAACUGGACCAAUUGAUCCGGCCCGAACCCGCCUGAAAAGUAGAAGUUUUUAUAGCCCGAAACCCGAAUGAGCCAAACCCAAUAACCUGUGAUUUUUGGGGUUGGGUUGGGUGGAUUAGCGGGUCGACCCGUUAGACCACUUCCAUUUUAUAUAUCACUCUGAAAAUGAUAAAAUCACCCGUUUCCAGGAGCACAACGGAAGAAAGAAAGAAAACUCAUCUGAGUGUGCCCCAUCGCUCUCAAAUUCCCAAACCUUUCCAAAUCAUAAGCGGAAGAGGCAAACCCAAUCGCCGAUAAAGGCAGCGCGGGGAAGACGAUCUAUGUUAGUGUUCCAAAACUUGCAAUAUAUGUUUCCUUAGCGAGCAGCCGGCUAGCUCGCCCGCGUGAACGAGGAUUCCACAACAUGCAACCUCGAAGUAGUAGAAUCUGGUCUUUAUGUUCCUCCCAAGAUUGUGGUUGACAUUUUGUCUCGUCUAACUGUGAAAGCUCUAUUCCAUUUCAAAUCCGUCUGCACGAAUUGGGACACCACGACUCCAACAAGUCCAUACCUCGUAGCUAUGCACCUCAAAAACUACACCAAUUGCCCUGCAACCAAUGCCUCCCUCUUUUGCACCUUCCGUUUACCUGGUAAACCCCGCAUCAUGUAAUCGGUCUUACUGCACCCCUGUGAUGAGAGUUGUAAUGCUCUCAAAGGCCGAUCAAUCCGGUGGAGGCACAACAUAUAUCAUCUUGGUACCUACUUUAAGGGGCUCUUAUACUGGCUGUAUAUUGAAGACCCUGAUGAUAGGAACGCUCAUCAUCUGAUGGUGUUUGACAUGUGGAGCAAUGCAUUCCACAAGAUAAAUUUUCCUUUUGAUACAUUUGCAUCAUCUUUGCUCACUAUAUAUAUAUGGACUUAGUUGCGUUCUUUGAUGUGCACACAGAUUUGAGUACUGGUAUGUGGCUGCUGGGUAGGCCGCACAAUCUGCUGGAAUAGUGGUGUUGGAUCAAACAUUCCAGCUUUGGACCUUUACCUAAAAGCGCAUAUAUGAUAGGACACUAGAAGAAUAGUCAGAUUAUCGCUCAAAUGGGUGACCAAGUCAUAUUAUAUGAUACUGACAGUCGGAAAUAUAAAAUCUUAAUACACGACGGCUGUGUAUAUGUGGAUCGCCAUGUAUAGAGAAAGUUUGGUUUGUAUUAAAUAACAAUUGUAAAUAUGGUUUCUUAUCAAUAGUGAGAUAUAUGUAUUUUAUUUUCUUUGAUUUGCAUCCAAUUGUCCCCGGUGGUUCUCCUGUUUAGUAUUUGUUUGACCUUUUGGGUGAGGAAUUUUACAAUGCUAUAUAGCAUUGGUGCUAUAGGUUUUUACCUUUAUGGUACAACUCGAAAUUGUACCUUUAAUGUUAUGGUACAACUUCAGAUUGUACCUAUACUUUUUGUACAAAUUCUUUUAUGGUAAAACUUAAACUUGUACCUUAUGUGAUGGUACAACUUCAAGUUGUAAAGUUGUACCAUAACAUAAUGAUACAAAUUCCUUUAUGGUACAACCUAAACUUGUACAUUUAAUGUUAUGGUACAACUUCAAGUUGUACAUUAAAGCACCAAUACUAUAUAGCAUAGUAGAAGUGCUCCUUUUGGGUAUGAAUGAUUACAACAGAUUGCAGCAUGCGGACAUGGUUACAUGUUUUAUAAUUGGAAGGGACUUAGCUUACCUAUUGCUUACAGCUUAAACCGAUUAAUAAAAUGUUGAAGUAUAAAGAUGUGACCUGAAUCUCAUGAUUGUGCUAGAGGUCACAUUUUCACUGUCGAUUGUUCCUUUUUACAAAGUUCUUAAUCCAUUAAUCAUAUUACAUGAGCAACACAUUCCUCCAUCCAUCCAAAGUCCUAACCAUAAACCCACAUUUCUCCUUUUGAUUACCGGGCUUUCAGCCAAUUUUAUACUUGCAACAGCAACAAUAAGGGGAGAAAAGAAAGCCGACGAUUAUCUUAUUUUUAGACCAUUGCUCGAUUCCUUUCCCGCCAGUUGCCAGACAAAGUUACUUGAAUCCUCUCCCACCUUUUCUAGACUGCUUCCUUGUCGGUGAUGGAAAACCGUCCUCCUAAUCCUUAUAGGAAUAGGUCAAUAGCCAGUCCAUUGGUAAAGCCUUUAUGAACAUCACAAUGGGCAAGCCUUUCAAGUUACUUCUCUAACCCUAAUCGCGUAAUAAUUGGCCAAUAGUAAGAGCUCCACUUUUAUGCGAGCCCAUCGUCGCGGCCUUCCCAAUCCAGGCCGAAAGUACGAUGACGGCCAUCGGUGAUGACGAAUAUUGCCCUUCCAGUCUAGGGUUUCUUCGAUCGAAGCCAAACUAAGGAAACCAAAAGGAAUUACUUCACCGUCACCGUCGCUGCCACAAGAAUGAGGAUCUCGGGAAUAACACCCGGGGUCCAAUUUGAGCCCACAGACGACCAAAUCGUCACUUAUCUCCUCGAUAAGGUCAUGGAAAUGCUUUGCCCCAAAAUCCGAUUGAAGAAGGCCAAGGCGAAGAACGGGGAAUUGGACGGUGGCGGUGGUAGGGCUGAGAGGACCGUUGGCUUCAAGGCCACGUGGCGGUCAAGCAAGGAUGACCCAAUUUUUCUCUCCGGCCAGGAAGUCCAGAUUGGGUUGAAGUGGACUUUUACCUACCUUCCCAACCUAAGAUCUGCGGCGCCGAGGAACAAGGAAGCCGGAGAUGGAUUCUCAAUGACGGAGUACCGGCUUAACGGCGUUGCCAUAGAUCUUGUGAUAUGCUCAGUGAGAAGGAAACAAGACAGAGCAUCCUCUGAGAUCCAGAUCAUUGACGCUAGGGUACCACCGACUCCGACGGCUUGGUGUUUGCGACCUUGCCGAUCGAUGAUGACCCAGCCGGUAAUAGGAGGAACAGUGUUUUUGUGCUAGUGUUAGUUGGAGCUUUACUUGCUGUUGAUACCUCUCAGUAUCAGUUGGAACAGAGGCAGAGACUGAGAGAAACAUUUGUUGCUAACUUUCGAAUUAAAGAUUAUUGCAGUAA